AUGACUAUAGCAGAUCAUUUGCAUGGGAUGAAUGAUGUUAUAGGGCAAAAACCAGCAACGGAAAGUCCAGUAAGUGCUGAUUUCAAUGCCGCCGAUGAGGAUAGUUGGCUUUUCGAGGAACUCAGUCGAGAAGAAGCAAUCAGUACAUUACAGAAUCAACCAGAUGGUACAUUUCUUGUGCGUCCAAGCAGUACUAUCAAAGGUGAUCUGGUCCUCUGUGUAAAGGAAGGCUCCAAAGUUAGUCAUUAUAUAAUCAAUUUAUGUCAAGAAAAUUCGAAAUUGAUUUAUAAAAUUGGUGAUAAAACAUUUUCAAGUAUGAAGGAUCUUUUGAAUUUUUACAAGCAACGCUUACUUGAUGUAUCACCACUCAUUCGAAUUUGUCCCAAACCUCGUGUACGAACAAAAUAUCGAUUUGAUGGCAAAGAUGAUGAAGAUUUACCCUUUAAAAAAGGACAGAUCCUGAUGAUUAUCAAAAAGACUGAACCUCUAUGGUGGUUGGCGCGAAACAACACGGGCGAUAAAGGGAUGAUUCCGGCUAAUUAUGUUGAAUACGUUCGAGAUGAUGCUUAA
Adineta ricciae is the source of this 570-nucleotide messenger RNA. The record is from the annotation of a GenBank genome assembly. Lineage: Eukaryota; Metazoa; Rotifera; Eurotatoria; Adinetida; Adinetidae.